AUGACUUUCAUUUAUUCAGGCAAAGAUAUCACUGAUAACCAUGAAUCAGGCGUGGGUAUUUUAAUGACCACCAACGCUAAGAGCAGUUUGCUCGACUGGCAUCCUGUUUCGGACCGAAUAAUAAUGGCACGUUUUUACUCAAGAGUGCGGAACAUCUCAGUCAUACAAUGCUAUGCGCCUACAAAUGCAGCGAGUUCAGUCACAAAAGCAAAGUUCUACAGUCACUUGCAAUCGACUCUGCAGAAGAUAAAGCGCCAAGAUAUUGUUAUCUGCAUGGGAGACUUCAACGCCCAACUGGGAUCAGACAACACGAACAUUGAGCCUUGGCUAGGUAGACACGCGAUGGGACGGAGAUCUGAAAACGGUGAUAUGCUCAUAGAUCUCUGCUGUCAAAAUGACCUCAUAGUGGGGGGAUCUAUUUUCCCUCAUAAGAGUUGUCACAAAGUUACAUGGGUUUCACCUGACCGUAUCACAGAGAACCACAUCGACCAUGUGUUGAUAAGUCGCAAGUGGAGAAGAUCCCUUCUAGACGUUCGCAAUAAAAGAGGUGCGGACAUAAACAGCGACCACCACCUGGUUGUGGCAAAGAUAAAACUAAAAGUAGCGAAAAUCCAGCGGACUGCCAAAACAGCAAGUAGGAACUUUGAUACAGAGAAGCUUCGGAAUCCAACCACAAAACAAAAUUUCCAAGACGACCUCCGUAAUCGUACUGUUAACAUUAGCUGUGAAGAAGGGACUAUCGAAGAUCAUUGGGAGUCUGUUAGAGGCGCAUUCCGUGAAAGCUGCCAGUCUGUGCUUGGUUACAAAUGCACGCCUAAAAAGAAAUGGAUCUCAGGAACCACUUGGGACAUGAUCCAGGCAAGGCAGCAAAAGAAAGAGCAGAUCAACUCUGCACAAACUCUGGAAGCCAAAGAAGAACUAGCUUAUGAGUACUACAUUUGUGAGUCAAAGAUCAAACUCAACCUAAAGAAAGACAAACGAGCUUGGACUGAAGCUAUAGCACAGAAAGCAGAGCUGGCGGCAUAUUCUGGAAACAUGUCAGAGUUACAUAAAUCAGCAAAAAUCCUCUGCAAUAAACCAAUCGCUGAUAAACCACUGAGGGAUGACGCCGGAAAUCUACUAGUUACCUUAGAGCAACAACUGGUUGGAUGGCGUGAGCACUUUGCUAAGGUCUUCGAAGCUCGGCCCACGGCGACUAUCGUUGGACACGAGCCUUCUCAGAAACUACUCGAUAUUGAAGUGGGCCCUCCAGUCGUAACCGAGAUUAAAAAGGCAAUCACAUCUCUAAAAUCUGGCAAGGCUCCCGGUGGCGAUGGCAUUACGGCUGAAGUACUGAAGGCGGAUGUUAAUCUCACUACCCAGAUUCUACACCCGCUGCUAUCACGUAUUUGGUAG
Molecule: messenger RNA, 1395 nt
Organism: Bombyx mori (domestic silkworm)
Lineage: Eukaryota; Metazoa; Arthropoda; Insecta; Lepidoptera; Bombycidae
Exons: 1
Coding region: 1-1395 (464 amino acids)
Biological process (GO): chromatin remodeling
Cellular component (GO): nucleus
Molecular function (GO): catalytic activity
Source: RefSeq, a predicted model, not a curated record